AUGUGUUCUGAAAGAGAACGAUUAGAAACUCAUGCUUUUAUUCGACAACAACUUGAAUCAAUCCAUAUUGAACUUAAUCCAAAAGAAAUAAAUACACCACCAACAAAGAAAUUUAAACCAGAUUUAUCUAAUAAUCGGGAUUCAGAAAAUGAAGCGGAAGAUUCUGGAAUACGUGGUAAAAAACCCGAUGAGCUUGAUCGAUAUCUAAACUUCGAAUUUAAUAAAUCUAAAGUUAAUUGUAUUCCAUUAAUGUUCUGGAAGGAACACCAGGACAAAUUCCCUUACUUAUCUCGAUAUGCCAAAAGUAUUCAUUCAGUACCAGCUACAUCAGCUAGUGUUAAACGUCAGUUUUCUGGCGCAGGGUUAGUGAUUAAUGAAAGACGAACAAAUAUCAAUCCUGAACAAUUAGAAAAUAUUUUACUGAUAAGAUCAAUGCAAAAAAAUAAGAUACUUUAA
Adineta steineri is the source of this 456-nucleotide messenger RNA. NCBI's taxonomy places the organism in Eukaryota, Metazoa, Rotifera, Eurotatoria, Adinetida, Adinetidae. The record is from the annotation of a GenBank genome assembly.